Messenger RNA from Didymella exigua CBS 183.55, 885 nucleotides. Its product is annotated as P-loop containing nucleoside triphosphate hydrolase protein. The coding region runs from base 1 to 885 and encodes 294 amino acids. The record is from RefSeq and is a predicted model, not a curated record. The transcript is spliced from 2 exons. Lineage: Eukaryota; Fungi; Ascomycota; Dothideomycetes; Pleosporales; Didymellaceae.
AUGGCCUGGUACGAUCAGGAUAGCUGGCUGACCCAGGCACUGUCACCGAAGCUGUCGACGAUUGUGAUCACGUUUGCGAUCGCCCUUGUUCUGCCUAUUCUGCUGCAUUCUUUCCUGUACAGGAAGGCGGCUGCCUCGACAGGACUGCCCACGUUUUUGCUCGCAGGGCCAAGUGGAGGGGGAAAGACUGCGUUCACGACUCUGACUGAGCGCGGCACCGUCGUCACCACCCACACCUCCAUCGCCCCUCUACAGAUCGAAGCACUGCUCCCCGACCCUCACGUUCCCGCCUCCUCGCACUACCGCUCCCCCGGCGACCCAGCUUUUGAGCGCUCACGCCGCUUCAUCAUCAUCGACACGCCCGGUCACGGCAAGCUCCGUAACUACGCUACCUCCGCCCUCGCGGCUCCUAAGAAUGUCUGCGGCAUUGUCUUCGUGGUCGACGCCGCUGCCAUCGACGAGGAAGCUGGUCUGAACGAGGCUGCAGAGUAUCUGCACGAUGUACUACUCAGUCUGCAAAAGAGACACACCAACGCGAAGACAAGCAAGGGACCCAAGGACAUCCCUGUGCUGAUUGCGGCAAACAAGAUGGACCUGUUCACUGCCCUGCCGGCGAGUGCGAUCAAGAGCAAGCUGGAAAAGGCAAUCGGUGCAGUCAGGAAUAAUAGGGCGAAGGCGUUGCGGGAUGCUGGGUCUAAGCUGACUGGUGAAGACGAUGUUGAUGAGGAGAAGGAGUGGCUUGGCGAGGGCGGAGAGGGCAGCUUUGAGUUUGACCAGAUGAGACAGGUUGGUACGAAUAUUGAUGUUGUUGGUGGCAAUGUUAGCCAAGGCAAGAAUGUUGGUGAUGUUGCGGGAUGGUGGGCGUGGAUGGGCGAGCACUUGUAA